UUGGUUAGACUCGCACGCUGGGCUUGUCAUUUCAUUACAUUAAGUACAUUCCAUUUAUUACUUAAAAGUAACGAUGAGUCGACGAUGACGACUAAUAGCAAUUGUCUAAAUUUAACAAUAAUAUAGGUACAGCCUGCGCAGAGAAAUAUUAUUAUAGGUGAUAUACCUACAUAUACGUAAAAUUAUGUGGGUAGUACGAGUAUCAGCAGCAGGAGUAGCAAUUGUGGAGUUUGAGUGAUUUAACAGAGAGCCGCUGUCAUGACAAGCGAUAGCUAUGUCGUUCCGCAAAAAGCAUGGGAAUUGCAAGGGCGAAAAGGUCGACUACAAGGUUCGUCUCGAGCACAAACUCUACCUGGCCAGGAUGAGUCCUUCGCCAGUGUAUGACCUGUCAGAAUGUAAUUUGGAAAAUGUACCAUCAAGUACCUAUUUGCUGUGUGAAGUUUUCAGAAAGGAAACACUGUUAUUGCAGUGUAAUAGGCUGAAAUCUUUAUCAGGUGGAGGUGCCUUAAAAAAUCUGUCUCUUGUUACUGCUUUGGACAUACAUUCCAAUGAAUUGAACAGUUUGCCUUCAGACAUUGUUAAUCUCAUAUCACUUAAGGAAUUAUAUUUACAAGAAAACAAUUUGUCUAAACUGCCAAACGAGAUACUGCGCUUGAAGAGUCUUACAAUACUGGAUGUAUCCAAAAAUAAAAUAAAGCAGCUGCCGGAGGGUCUGGGCGAGUUGAAGUCCCUUGUUUCGUUGAACGUCGGUAACAACAAGCCGUUGCAGAAAUUGCCAAAGUCACUAGGUUACGCACAGCAAUUGACGCACCUAGGCGUUGAUGGACUCAAGCUUAUGUACCCCCCAGAAGAUAUUCUUAGUGGAGGGACGAUUAUUAUUGUAGCUUUUUUAGCACAAGAAUGUGGGAUCGACUAUUUGCCCGAAAAUUAUGUUUCCGAGAAUGAUGGAGUGAGCAACGAAAAAGCCCAAAGUGCCCUUCUGCUAUUGUGUGAAAAAGACAACGACGUCCAGGCAACAUUAAUGAAGUUAGAGAAACUUAAGGAACAAAGACAAAAUGCUUUGUUAGAAGUUGAAGAAAAUAUGAAACAACAGCAACAACAAGAGCUUGAAAUGCAGAAUAAAUUAAAGUUGAACAAACAAAAGCUUCUGAAUGACUUGGCACAUCAACAAAUUCAAUUGGAAAAAGAAAUAGAGAAAGUACACCAAGAGAGAGACGUAAAUCGAUCGCGUUUAUUAUCCUGUAUUAAUAAUACUGAAAAAGAAGCUCAUAAUGUGAUUAAAGAAUUCCUACGUAGUAGUGAAGAACUACGUCAAACACAAGCAGAAUUACUAGAAAUAGAAAAGAGAGAAGAGAUGCUAAUAUUGUCACAAAGUCAUUCCAAGCAAUCCUUAUAUCGCACUAAAGAUACUCUUUUGGCUAUGAAAGAUUUAUUAGAAGAAGAACUCCUUAAAGAGAAAAAGCUAACAGAAUAUGCAGCGUUUAGAGACUGCAACGCUCAAUCGUUGUUGAGUUUAGAAGUAAAAAAUAAUAAUCAGCUGUUACAAGUGAUACAAGAUCAGGAGAAAAACAGACAUGAUUUAGUGAGUAGAUUGCGAGAGGACGAGCAGCUUCAGAAAGCAAUGGUAGCAGCUUUAUUAGAACGUAGCGACGCCAGAUCAUGGAGUAUCGUUCAGCAAGUUAACUUGAUCCAGUCUCAACUAGCGGCACUGACGAAAAUCGAAAUGGAGCGCAAAAAGUUGGAGAUUGAUCAGCAAAUUAAUGACAUUGCGGAUAAGAGAAUCACUCUAAGUGCAAUACUGUUGGGUCUACUUGAUCAGCAAGAGGAAAGGAGGCAGCAACUUUUGGAAACUAUCAAGCACAUUGAACAGCAACGAGAUAUUUUUAAUUUAUCAGGAGAAGACAGCCUUUUUUGGCUUCUUCAGUACCAAUCUCUGAUUGAGGCUCGUCCUCAAGGACUUUUGGAAACUCUAGAUCCGUGUUUAGUACGACAUGUUGCUAUAGCAGGAGCCUUACAUUGUUUACCAUUUUUAUCGACUCUUCCGACGCUCAUUCCUCACGUAGAUCAUGAACAAUUAAAAUCCAUUGGCAUCAACAGUGAUAGCGACAGAGUUGCGAUAUUAAUGGCAGUAGAGAAUUAUUUGGCUGAGAAUAAAUUGAACUCUGAAGAUUAUAAUCUUCCAACUGCUCCUCCAGAUGUAGAGCCUAGCACUAGCUCUUUAGAGCCUGAAUACAAGUUUGAACCAAGUGCACCUUCUGAAUGUGUUGUUUGCAUGGAUUUUGAUUGCGAGGUUAUUUUUUUGCCUUGUGGACAUCUGUGUUGUUGCGCACGUUGCACGGAUAUGCUGACAAAUGAUUGCCCAAUGUGCAGAACUACAAUAAAACGCAAAGUCAGAAUCACGCAAUAAAUCUUUCUAUCGAUUUUCCUAU
This is a messenger RNA of Copidosoma floridanum, 2429 nucleotides long. RefSeq names its product E3 ubiquitin-protein ligase LRSAM1. NCBI's taxonomy places the organism in Eukaryota, Metazoa, Arthropoda, Insecta, Hymenoptera, Encyrtidae. The record is from RefSeq and is a predicted model, not a curated record. Gene Ontology annotation, cellular component: cytoplasm. Gene Ontology annotation, molecular function: protein binding.